AUGGUGACUUUAUUAACCAUUCAAGUCUUGUCGAUUCUCGCCACUGCUCUAACGAAUCUUCUCGGCAUUUUAGCGUUUUCAACUGAUCAUUGGUCAAUUGUGACCUAUGAUUUAGGUAAAUUACGUUCUCACGUCAGAUGGAUCACCGUGGAAAAUAGUAGCAAUGCAUCUGUGCAUGUGAUUGAUAUGAAAAAUGAUCAAAAUCUAACGUUAAACGAUCGACAAUUGCAGAGUAUGGCAUUUGGCAUUAAAAACGAUACAACUUUAUAUAGCACUCACAAGGGAAUCUUUCGUCAAUGUAAUUAUUUAUCCGAAAAUAUCCGUCAACUUUUGAAAAUCUCCAAAUGUCGAGUUUUAAAAGUUGCCAAUAAUCAAUACGAUGAUGUGAUUCAUGGAAUGAAUAAUCCGGGACGAGAAUUAAUACGUUUACACAAUGUCGCAGCUGCUUGUGCUAUUCUAAUUGUUCUACUUUUAUGUGCCUGUACAUUGGUUGGUGUUACCGUAGGCAUACUCAAUGGCGUUGUUCUCGCAACAAUGACAAUCGGAAUAAUCUAUCUUGUUACCACUAUGUUCAGUGUAUGUCUUUUGGCUAUCAUGCAUACUGUAUUAAAGAGUGAACGUAAACAAUCACAUUGUUUCGCCUUAGAGAUUCUUACCGAUGAUUUAUGUACUUCGCGUACCAUCCAAGCAUCUUACUCGUUUCUCUUAGGAUGUUCACUUAUCGUUCUCUGUUUUAUAACGUCUGUCUUAUGGUUAUCAUUACAAGAAAAACAGCGAAAAUUUGCACAACACUGA
Molecule: messenger RNA, 795 nt
Organism: Adineta ricciae
Lineage: Eukaryota; Metazoa; Rotifera; Eurotatoria; Adinetida; Adinetidae
Source: the annotation of a GenBank genome assembly